Closterium sp. Yama58-4 is the source of this 1173-nucleotide messenger RNA. NCBI's taxonomy places the organism in Eukaryota, Viridiplantae, Streptophyta, Zygnematophyceae, Desmidiales, Closteriaceae. The record is from the annotation of a GenBank genome assembly.
AUGGCAAAAGUCCUUAAUCACCUGCUUCUCGCUGUAUCUGUUAUGCUCGUCUGCCUCUCGAUGCUUCCCCCCGCAUUUGCCGCCUGGCCGGUGCGCAUUGCUCGCAUGCUACAGGCUCACAACGUAUACAUUGGUCAGCGACAGCUGCGCCGCAACCAUGCGCGAAAACUGACCGACGUUGUAUAUCGCGGCUCUCAGCCACCGCUGCGCAUGCUCGAAACGAAACCCGUUUUCGACAAGAAACGGCGCGAACAGGUGGGCGCCGCCGCGCCGUCGUCGUCCAUUCCCAUUGAAUACCACGGCGGUCCCGUGAUGAGCGGCGAAACGCUGAAUGUGUACUUAAUCUACUAUGGCUUCUGGCCUGCGGGAAUCGGGCAGGAUGUGAUCGAGAAUUUCAUUCGGUCGCUAAGCCUAGGAAGCUCCGAAGCGCAGGGGAGAGCCGUGGAUCCGAAAGUGAGCAACUGGUGGGCGACGACUUCGAAAUACUACUCGCUGGCGUCUGACGGGUCUAAGAUCACCGUCAGCACGGAGGUGAAGCUCGCACAGGUCGUCUACGACCACGGGUCUCAUGGGAAGAGAUUAGGUGGCCACACUACCUGGAGAGUUAUCAUGAGCAACAUUGGUGACGGAAAACCGUUUCCCUACGACGCCAAUGGCAUUUACCUAAUUCUGGCCGGCAAUAAUGUGGAAAUCCCCGGCUUUUGCACGUCCUUUUGCGCGUGGCACUCUAUGCAUCUUCUUAAUUGGAAGCCCGUCGCGUAUUCCCUCGUGGGUCAUCACGGAUUGUGCCCGACAAGCUGCGGGGUGCAGCAGACUUCGCCCAACGGAAAGCCCUGGCUCGACGCGAUGGUUUCGGCGAUCGCUCACGAAAUCGCUGAAGUUGCGACGAAUCCUGAUGCCCGCAGCGGCUGGUUCGAUGCUGGCCAGAGAGAAGGCGCGGAUAAGUGCAGCUACCACUACGGAGUUACGCAAACAACUAAGAACGAAAACGGUGAGGAUGCAGAGUACAACCUCGUGGGGCUCAACAAUAUGAAGUUCCUGGUGCAGCAUAACUGGGACCUGGCGACCUGGUCGUGUGUGACGCAGACAACUGAGAGUGCGUUCUCGCUUCUGGCCAGACUUAUGGCCAGGCUGUUCCAAGCCCCCAAUCACAUCGGCGGCAAUCCCUGGUGA